UAGCUAGCCAACGUUAGCUAGUUAGCCGGGAUGACACCCAAAGGAAUGGCUAGCACCUGAGCAGUUUAAACGAAAAUUAAACCCAGACACAUUUUAACAUCUCUGUUAAAGGAAUCUCGACAGCUCUUUAACAAAUACGCAGCGGAUGGCCCCGACCGCACUUGCCGUGGGACCAACAUAAAAAGAGGGAAGCCAAUCUGAACCUCUGAAUGAGUAAUGAACCUAAACCCCUUCUGGAGCAUGUCUGCCAAUACAAGUCGUAAGCAGAGAUCUGACAACGAGGAACAGAGUGGGCACGGGGAGCAGAGAGCCAGCCCAGCCCGGCUACCCUUUGGCAAAAAGCAGCUUCCACCCAUUCCAAAAAAUGCACCCCCCAUCACCAAGCCUGCGUCAACGGCCACCCCAGCCCAAUCGGCUAAUGGCACACAUGCCUCUUAUGGCCCUUUUUACUUGGAGUACUCUCUGCUGGCUGAGUUCACACUAGUGAUUAAGCAGAAACUCCCUGGAAUUUAUGUCCAGCCAUCCUACAAAUCAGCACUAAUGUGGUUUGGGGUCAUAUUCAUCAGACAUGGCUUGUACCAGGAUGGAGUCUUCAAAUUCACCGUGUAUAUUCCAGAUAACUAUCCGGAUGGAGAAUGUCCUAAAUUAGUAUUUGACAUCCCAGUCUUCCAUCCUCUUGUUGACCCUGUGUCUGGAGAGCUUGAUGUCAGAAGAGCUUUCACAAAAUGGAGACGGAAUCACAACCACAUCUGGCAAGUCCUGAUGUAUGCACGUACAAUUUUCUACAAGAUCAAUACCACCGAACCCCUCAACCCGGAGGCUGCUGUGCUAUAUGAAAAGGAUGUGCAUUUGUUCAAAAGCAAAGUGGUGGAUAGUGUAAAACUAUGCAACAGUCAUCUUUUUGACCAGCCCAAGAUAGAUGAUCCCUACGCAAUAAGCUUUUCUCCAUGGAACCCAGCUGUUCAUGAGGAAGCAAAAGAGCGGAUGUUCACAUAUAAAAGACGGCCUGAGGAUCACCACAAGGGAACACAGGUGUCAGGGUUGUCUUGGGUGAAGCCUGGAUCAACACAGCCUUUCAGUAAAGAUGACAGUUCUCCCCAGAGCUGAGCCUGCAGUCACCCGCAGCAGCCACUAGAUGGAGGCACAUGCAUCUGAUGCCAAGCCACUGGCUUGCCUCAGCUGCUUAUGCGAAAUGGAUCCUUGAAAGAGUUGGGAGAACUUUCUUAUAUCUCCAUGUUAUCGCUCAGCUUUAAAAGCUUUGUAGGCAUCUCCUCAAACAGCUUUAGAAUAAGGAAAGUUUGUAUCAUGUGUAAAUUGACGAUGACAAAUGGAUGUCUCAGCAACAUCAUUUAGGCUGUGUUGCAAUCAAAGAGCUUUCUCAUUUAGAUUUUCAGAUCCAUGCACAUGUUGGGCUAGGUGAUAUAACAUACUGUCCCAAAAGGAGCUGAAAAGUAUGAGCAAAGCAAUUUGCAUUCAUACGGUAAGUAUAGUGGACUACGUGAUCUAUACCACUUGUUGAAAUUGGCUCAGGACUGUUCAUUUGUCGGACUUGGAAUGUUGUCAGUCACAGCUAUGUGAAUGAAACAUCCUAAUUGCCAUCUCUAUCAUUACCCACUUUGAUUGACAUAUGUUUUAUAUUUGUUUCUUAUUGGACAGUGAUUUGUUUUAAUUCCAAUGUAAGCUUUGUCUUACAUAGUUUUAUUUAUAUAUAUAUAUAGAAAUAAAGCAGAGCAGGCACGUAUGGUUUUAAGUGAGAUGCUAAAUAUGUAAGCUCAUGUGUUUUAUUUUGUCUGAUUUUAAAUCGUUUUGAAUGUUUUAUGUACCAUUGGUUAUUAAAGGUUUGAUGUGUAAAUAAUGGA
Messenger RNA from Chelmon rostratus (copperband butterflyfish), 1859 nucleotides. RefSeq names its product akt interacting protein (gene aktip). The transcript has 10 exons. The record is from RefSeq and is a predicted model, not a curated record. Bases 217 to 1107 code for a protein of 296 amino acids. NCBI's taxonomy places the organism in Eukaryota, Metazoa, Chordata, Actinopteri, Chaetodontiformes, Chaetodontidae.